AUGGCGUAUGGAAAGCUUGCCUUAGUGAUAAUAGCAGUUGCCAUAGCAACACUUGCACAGCUGGAAGUUGACGAGGAUCCAUUAGUGGUGGAGAGACAUGUUACCAUUCCUAGAACCAAAUCUGAAGUGUUUGAUUAUGUUGCUAAUAUUGAAAAAAUGACAGAGGUUGAAAGAAUGAGGAAAGUUGUUCCUUUAGACAACCCAUCUAAAGCCAAGAAAGCAUUAGAGUUGGAUAGUAUGACAGUAGAGACCUUUAAACGGCAACAUUUAACAUCAAAUGCUGCUCGUGAAGCUAUAAAUGCAGCUGUUCGUGUCAUGUUUGGUAUGGAGUGUUGUGAAAUGUCAGUACUUUAUUUCCUUCAUUAUGCAAACUCUGCUGGUGGUCUUACUGCAUUAAUUGAAGCAAGUGAGGGCGCUGGUCAAGAAUUCAAAAUAAAGGGUGGAGCACAACCACUUAGUGAAAAGUUAGCAGACAAGAUAGGAAGAGAAAAUGUCUGGUUGAAUGAACCUGUUGUACAAGUCAACCAGGAAGACAGAUCUAAAGUAGUUAUUACAACAGCAAGUGGUAAAACUGUUUCAGCAAAACGAGUUAUAAUGUCUGUCCCGCCUAACUUUGUAGUUAAAAUAGAUUUUUGUCCAUCAUUACCAUUGGAUAAAAGGAGUCUGUUACAACGCCAGCCAAUGGGACAUCUUAUAAAAUUCAUAGCAACAUACAGUAAUAAGUUUUGGAGAGAAAACGGUCAGUCUGGUGAAGUUGUAUGUAGCUAUGGUGACCCAGUAUUAGCCCAUGACAGUGGGCCAUUAUGUUUAGUUUAUGAUGCAACUAGUCCUAAUGGUAACCCAGCACUUGUUGGCUUCCUUGGCAAAUCAAGAGAAUGGAGUAAAAGAAGUUCAGAAGAACGAAAAAAAGCUGUCUUAGAUCACUUGAUGCAGUUUUUUGGUGAGAUGGCAGGGACUCCUAUUGAUUAUGUAGAGAAGGUGAAGUAUUACCAUAUUUCAGUUAUGUAA
Saccoglossus kowalevskii is the source of this 1008-nucleotide messenger RNA. Its product is annotated as putative flavin-containing monoamine oxidase A. Lineage: Eukaryota; Metazoa; Hemichordata; Enteropneusta; Harrimaniidae. The record is from RefSeq and is a predicted model, not a curated record. Gene Ontology annotation, molecular function: oxidoreductase activity.